AUGGACGCGGCAGCAAUGGAACUGGCACGACUCGUGCUACGACAAGACUCAGGUGCUGAGACGGAAACGACGCCAGCUUGCAGCGGCUCUAACGAUUAUGAUGGACGCAUGGGCGUUCGCAUAUCUUCUAUCUUCGUCAUCUUCGUCGGUUCGUUAUGGGGUGCUAUUUUCCCAACAUUCGCGAAGCGUGCGAAGACAAAGCUGGUGCCUGCCUGGACAUUCUUCGUUGCUAAGUAUUUCGGCUCUGGAGUCAUUAUCGCAACAGCAUUCAUCCACCUGCUCGCCCCUGCAAAUGAGGCUCUCGGUAACCCAUGUCUCGUCGGCCAAACCAUCUCGUCGGACACGUACCCAUGGCCCGAGGCUAUCGCACUCAUGACUGCUUUCGUCAUGUUCUUCCUCGAACUGAUGACCAUGCGCUACGCCAAGUUUGGGAGUGGCCAUGACCACGAAAACGGUGACUCCCACUCCCACAGCCACUCCCACAGCCACGACGACGAGCACAGCCUUGAGGACAAGCGCGCCUCCCCCGAAGAAGCUGUCCCCAGGGCCUCCCACGUCCGCGGCGAGGACCACCUCGGCCACCAGCGCGACCACAUGGACAACUCGGCGCUCGACCCCAACUGGGAAUCGCAGGGCAUCGUUCCUGAGACAUACGCCGCCCAGCUCACCGCCGUCUUCAUCCUCGAGUUCGGUGUCAUCUUCCACUCCAUCUUCAUCGGUCUCACUCUGGCUGUCGCCGGCGACGAGUUCAUCACCCUGUACAUCGUGCUCGUCUUCCACCAGACCUUUGAGGGCCUCGGUCUGGGCGCUCGUCUCGCCGAGGUCCCGUGGCCACGCAGCAAGCGCUGGACACCCUACCUCCUGGGCCUGGGCUACGGCGUCUCGACACCCAUUGCUAUUGCCAUUGGUCUCGGCGUCCGCACCACCUUCUCCCCCGAAAGCCAGACGACCCUCAUGGUCAACGGCAUCUUCGACUCGAUCAGCGCGGGCAUCCUCAUCUACACGGGCCUGGUUGAGUUGAUGGCGCACGAGUUCAUGUUCAGCCCGUACAUGCAGAAGGGGCCUGUCAGCCGGACGCUGAACGCGUUCGGGCUGAUGAUGCUCGGUGCUGGGUUGAUGGCUGUGCUUGGCUACUGGGCUUAG
Messenger RNA from Boeremia exigua, 1143 nucleotides. RefSeq names its product low-affinity zinc ion transporter-like protein. Gene Ontology annotation, cellular component: plasma membrane. Gene Ontology annotation, molecular function: low-affinity zinc ion transmembrane transporter activity. Gene Ontology annotation, biological process: zinc ion import across plasma membrane. The record is from RefSeq and is a predicted model, not a curated record. The coding region runs from base 1 to 1143 and encodes 380 amino acids. The transcript is spliced from 2 exons. Lineage: Eukaryota; Fungi; Ascomycota; Dothideomycetes; Pleosporales; Didymellaceae.